Messenger RNA from Diplodia corticola, 1092 nucleotides. Its product is annotated as glucosamine 6-phosphate synthetase. Bases 1 to 1092 code for a protein of 363 amino acids. Lineage: Eukaryota; Fungi; Ascomycota; Dothideomycetes; Botryosphaeriales; Botryosphaeriaceae. The transcript has 4 exons. The record is from RefSeq and is a predicted model, not a curated record.
AUGUGCAGAUUCCUUGUAUACAAGGGCAAGGACGAGAUCCUGCUCUCGAAACUGAUCCUCGAUCCCACGCAUUCAAUCCUCACCCAGUCCUACGACUCGCGCCUCCGUUUGGACACUCGCCGCCCACACAAUGGUGACGGCUUUGGAGUUGGCUACUACACCUCCCCCGACCUCGGACCCGAGCCCUGUAUUUUCACCUCGACCAUCCCCGCCUGGAACUGCAUAAAUCUCGAGCGUCUCGCCUCCAAGACCACUUCGAACCUGAUCUUCGCUCAUGUGCGCGCCACGACCGAGGGCAACCUGUCGGACAGCAACUGCCACCCAUUCCGGUACAAGAGCUUGAUGUGGAUGCACAAUGGCGGGGUUGGCGCUUGGAAGCAUGUGAAGAGGAGGCUGGCGUCGUCUCUGGGCGACGAAUGGUUCAACUUCGUGCAGGGUUCAACGGACAGUGAAUGGUGUUUCGCGCUCUUCCUGGACUGCAUGGACCGCAUGGGACACUCGCCUGACGCUGAGGUUGGGGAAACUGGCUUCCCACACACGGUGUUGAGGAAGGCCAUGCUGAAGACGAUUGAGAGAAUCAACGCGCUCAUGAGGGAGGUUCCCGCGGACGUCAGGGAGGAAGAUACCCGGAGUCUGCUCAAUUUUGCGGUCACGGAUGGCAACAGCGUAGUGUGCUCGCGCUACGUCAGCAGCAAGACGGACGAAGCUGCCAGUCUCUUUUUCUCGUCGGGCACCAGCUGGAAGGCGCAAAAGAACAGCAACAUCGAUGCCGACAAGAAGGACUACAAGAUGGAGCGGAAGGACAAGGGCGCUGACAUUGUGCUCGUUGCCAGCGAACCGUUGACGUUUGAGCGUGACAACUGGGUUACUGUCCCCACCAACUCAACCAUUACUAUCCACAAGCAGACGGUCAUGAUCCAUCCGAUCAUGGAUGAAUACUAUAACCCGAACCCGGCACACAAGCGGUCGUCACAGUUUGCGGUGCAGAAGGGCCAGACCAUAGCUGGGCCGGACAAGACGGCGAUCUCUCAAUCGAUGUCACGAGACGGAUCGGGACUGAGAACGCCAACGGCAGCGUUCGCAUGCGGGUGA